AUGGAUGUGGAGAACUGCUCAGUUGUAACUGAAUUCAUUCUUCUGGGAAUCCCACACACACAGGGGCUGGAGACAAUGCUUUUCAUCUUAUUCUUGCCUUUCUAUGCCUGCACCAUUUUGGGAAAUUUGUCUAUCCUGGUAGCUGUUAUUGCUUCUACUCGCCUUCACACACCCAUGUAUUUCUUCCUGGGGAACUUGGCUGUGUUUGACAUGAGUUUCUCCACUGUGACCUGUCCCAAAAUGCUGCUCUACCUUGUAGGUCUGAGCCGGCUCAUCUCCUACCAAAACUGUGUCACCCAGCUCUUCUUCUUCCAUUUCCUUGGGAGCAUCGAGUGCUUCUUGUAUACUGUGAUGGCCUAUGACCGCUUUGUUGCUAUCUGUUACCCUUUGCGGUACACGAUCAUCAUGAAUUCCAGGAUCUGCUUGGCCCUGGCUGUGGGCAUAUGGCUUUUGGGGUGCAUCCACUCCAGUGUCUUGACCUCCCUCACCUUCACUUUGCCAUACUGUGGUUCCAAUGAAGUAAGUCACUUCUUCUGUGAUAUCCCUGCACUCUUGCCCUUGGCCUGUUCUGAUACAUCCUUGGCACAGAAGGUGAGUUUCACAAAUGUUGGCAUAGUAUCCCUUGUCUGCUUUCUCCUAAUCCUUGUAUCUUACACACGAAUCACAGUCUCCAUUUUGAGCAUUCAUACAACAGAGGGCCGUCGCCGUGCCUUCUCUACAUGCAGUGCCCAUCUCAUAGCCAUCCUCUGUGCCUAUGGGCCCAUCAUCACUGUCUACCUGCAGCCCACACCCAACCCCAUGCUGGGAACUAUCAUUCAAAUUCUGAUGAAUCUGGUAGGACCAAUGCUGAACCCUUUGAUCUACACCUUGAGGAAUAAAGAAGUAAAGACAGCCUUGAGAAAACUAUUAUACAGGACAGGAGAAGCAGAUGGAUGA
Molecule: messenger RNA, 936 nt
Organism: Heterocephalus glaber (naked mole-rat)
Lineage: Eukaryota; Metazoa; Chordata; Mammalia; Rodentia; Bathyergidae
Product: olfactory receptor 10D3
Biological process (GO): G protein-coupled receptor signaling pathway
Cellular component (GO): membrane
Molecular function (GO): olfactory receptor activity; G protein-coupled receptor activity
Source: RefSeq, a predicted model, not a curated record